AUGGAUGAUUGCAAAGAGACAAAUACUCCUAUGAAUCAAAAGGAGAAGUUGUGCAAGGAAGAUGGUACUGAUAAAGUUGAUGAAGGGUACUUUAGAAGUUUGAUUGGUUGCUUGAUGUAUCUUACAGCAACUCGUCUUGACAUUUUGAAUGUUGUGAAUAUUGUAUCUAGAUUUAUGCAUUGUGCAAGUGAACUUCAUCUCAAGGUUGCAAAGAGAGUGAUUCGAUAUGUAAAAGGAACAAGUGGUUUUGGUGUUAAAUUUACAAGGAGCAAGGAGUUCAAGUUGGUUGGUUUCUCUGACAGUGAUUGGGGAGGUUAUGUUGAUGAUGUGAGGAGCACUUCAAGCUACUAUUUUACUAUUAGAUCUGUUGUUUUUUUGUGGAACUCAAAAAAGCAAGAAACAGUGACUCAAUCCACUGUUGAGGUAGAGUUUAUUGUUGCAACAACUCUUGUUAAUCGAGCUUUGUGGCUAAGGAAGAUUUUAAUUGAUCUUAAUCUAUAG
Messenger RNA from Vigna angularis (adzuki bean), 501 nucleotides. RefSeq names its product secreted RxLR effector protein 161-like. The record is from RefSeq and is a predicted model, not a curated record. NCBI's taxonomy places the organism in Eukaryota, Viridiplantae, Streptophyta, Magnoliopsida, Fabales, Fabaceae. The transcript has a single exon. Bases 1 to 501 code for a protein of 166 amino acids.